Molecule: messenger RNA, 3725 nt
Organism: Limulus polyphemus (Atlantic horseshoe crab)
Lineage: Eukaryota; Metazoa; Arthropoda; Merostomata; Xiphosura; Limulidae
Gene: LeuRS
Product: leucine--tRNA ligase, cytoplasmic
Biological process (GO): leucyl-tRNA aminoacylation
Molecular function (GO): aminoacyl-tRNA deacylase activity; ATP binding; leucine-tRNA ligase activity
Source: RefSeq, a predicted model, not a curated record
ACGGCGAUACUUGUAUAGAAGUAUAUUUGCACGUGUAAUGGGAAAAGGCUAUGUAACUUUUCCAACAGAUUGCAUCGUAAAUUAGAAAUUAUUUAAUAAAUCAUAGUAAAGUAAAAUGGAGCGAAAAGGAACAUUUAAAGUUAGAACUUUGAAGGAAAUUGAGCAACAAGUUCAACAACUCUGGUCAAAAGAGCAUAUAUUUGAAGAAGAUGCUCCUUCACCUACCAUAGAUACAUUACCUGAAAAGUAUUUUGUCAACUUUCCAUAUCCAUAUAUGAAUGGUCGCCUUCAUCUUGGCCAUACAUUUUCCCUCUCAAAGUGUGAAUUUGCUGUUGGGUAUCAACGUCUGAAGGGUAAGAGAUGUUUGUUCCCCUUUGGCUUUCAUUGUACUGGAAUGCCUAUAAAGGCAUGUGCUGAUAAACUGAAACGUGAAAUGGAAGAUUUUGGGUGUCCACCUUUUCCAGAUUAUGAGAUGGAUAACAACCACCAAGCUAAUAUUAAGCCAAGCCCCACAGAAACUCUGUUAGUUGACAAGGCUAAAGGGAAAAAAAGCAAGGCUACUGCUAAAACUGGAGCAGCACACUAUCAGUGGCAGAUCAUGCAAUCUUUGGGAUUAAGUGAUGAAGAGAUUGUUCGUUUUGCUGAUUCAGAUCAUUGGCUGAAAUACUUUCCACCUCUUGCUAUAGAAGAUUUAAAGAGAAUGGGACUCAAGGUUGACUGGAGACGUAGUUUUAUCACUACAGAUGUGAAUUCAUACUAUGACUCGUUUGUGUGUUGGCAGUUUCUUCAUCUGAAAAAAAGGAAUAAGAUACAGUUUGGUAAAAGGUACACUAUCUUUUCUCCAAAAGAUAACCAACCAUGCAUGGACCAUGAUAGAAGUUCUGGUGAGGGAGUUGGACCCCAAGAAUAUACUUUAAUCAAAAUGAGAGCUCUUGAACCAUUUCCUGAAAAACUAAGAGGGCUGACAGGAAGGGUGGUAUACUUAGUGGCAGCGACACUGAGACCGGAGACAAUGUAUGGACAGACAAACUGUUGGGUACGACCUGACAUGAAAUAUAUUGCCUUUACCAUGGCUAAUGGUGAAGUGUUUGUGUGUACCAGGCGUGCUGCUUUAAAUAUGAGCUAUCAAGGUUAUACUUCUCACAAUGGACAAAUUGAUGUUGUUUUGGAGCUUGAAGGAAAGGAUAUUCUUGGAUUAGCCCUGCAUGUCCCAUUAACAUCUUAUAAACAGAUCUACACACUUCCUAUGCUGACCAUCAAAGAAGAAAAGGGUACUGGUAUAGUGACAAGUGUUCCUUCUGAUGCUCCUGAUGACUUUGCUGCACUGAGAGAUCUGAAAAACAAACAAGCUCUGCGAGAAAAAUUUGGAAUUAAAGAUGACAUGGUUCUUCCCUAUGAUCCAGUACCUAUCAUUGAAGUUCCAGGUUUUGGCAAUCUAUGUGCUGUGACUGUCUGUGAACAACUGAAGAUUCAAAGUCAAAAUGAUAGAGAAAAACUGAAUGAAGCCAAAGAAAAAGUUUAUCUAAAAGGAUUUUAUGAGGGAGUAUUACAAGUUGGUGCAUAUAAAGGAAAGAAAAUACAAGAUGUUAAGAAAUUAAUCCAAAAGGACAUGAUAGAGAAGGGUGAAGCUAUCCUGUACAUGGAACCUGAACGUCAAAUCAUAUCUCGAUCAGGCGAUGAAUGUGUUGUAGCCCUUUGUGACCAAUGGUACUUGGAUUAUGGAGAAGACAAUUGGAAAAAUCAGGCUAAGUUAGCUUUGGAAAGACUUGAAACAUACUCAGAUGAAGUCCGCAAAAACUUCCAGGCAACUUUAGACUGGUUACAUGAACAUGCAUGCUCACGAACAUAUGGAUUAGGGACUAAGCUUCCAUGGGACAAACAAUGGUUAAUUGAAUCACUCUCUGAUUCUACCAUUUAUAUGGCCUACUACUGUGUUGCACAUUUGUUACAUGGUGGAAGUUUAAGUGGUUCAGAUCCACCACCACAAGGCAUUAGAGGUGAAGACAUGACACCAGAAGUUUGGGACUACAUAUUUUUUAAGGAUGCACCCAAGCCAUCUUGUAAGAUUUCUGGGGAAGUUCUGAACAAAAUGAGACAAGAAUUCCAGUUCUGGUACCCAGUGGAUUUACGGUGCUCAGGAAAGGACCUGGUUCCAAAUCAUCUAACAUAUUUUCUGUACAAUCACUGUGCCAUAUGGCCAGCAGAGCCAGACAAGUGGCCAAAAGGUGUGAGAGCUAAUGGACAUCUUUUGCUUAAUUCAGAAAAAAUGUCCAAGUCCACAGGAAACUUUCUGACCCUAUCUGAUGCUGUGGACAAAUUUUCUGCAGAUGGAAUGAGGCUUGCUUUGGCUGAUGCAGGAGAUGGUAUAGAAGAUGCAAACUUUGUGGAAACUAUGGCUGAUGCAGGAAUUUUGAGACUAUACACUUUUUUGGAAUGGGUAAAAGAAAUGCUGGCAUACAGAAAAUCUCUCCGGAAAGGUCCUGUAAACAGUUUCAAUGAUAAAGUUUUUCAGAGUGAAAUUAAUCAAGGAAUUAUUCUAACUGAACAAAAUUACAUUCGAAUGAUGUAUAAAGAAGCUCUACGAACGGGUUUCUUUGAGUUCCAAGCAGCAAGAGACAAAUACCGUGAAUUGACUAUCAAUGAAGGCAUGCACCAUGAUUUGGUAUUUCAGUUCAUUGAAAUUCAAGUCUCGAUUUUGUGCCCUAUCUGCCCUCAUAUCUGUGAAUAUAUCUGGAAAUUGCUUGGUAAGGGAGAAAGUAUUAUGAGGGCUAGCUGGCCAGUUCCUGGGUCAAUAGAUGCAAUUCUGCUAAAAUCAUCACAAUAUUUGAUGGAUGCAGCACAUGAGUUUCGUCUUCGUUUAAAAGCUUUUGCUCAAGCAAGUUUGAAAACAAAGAAAGGAAAUAAACCAACAUCCACAGCACCACAAAUUCCUACUCAUGGCACCAUCUGGGUUGCGAAAACCUUUCCACCUUGGCAAUCAGCUGUACUAAACACAAUGCAUGAGCUAAAUAAGCAACAUGGCAGUUUACCUGAGAACAAGGUUAUAGCAUCAGAGUUAAAAAAUCUACCAGAGCUGAAGAAACACAUGAAGAAAGUGAUGCCAUUUGUACAAGCAACAAGGGAGAAAAUGGCAAAGCAUGGGGAUAAAGCUUUGAGCCUGACUUUAGAUUUUGAUGAAGUGCAUGUUCUAACACAGAAUCUUACAUAUCUCACAAACACACUAGAGCUGGAAUCUCUGAAGAUAAAAUAUACUUCUGAAGCUGCAGAAGAAAAGAUUCAAGAAGAAUGCUGUCCUGGACAACCCUAUAUAAUUUAUAGUUCAGAGCCUUCUGUGAUGGUCACUUUUAUCAAUCCCCAACCCUUCAGCAGUUUUUUUGAAGUUCGCUUGCCUGUAUAUGAAGGUGACACCAUUUUGAACAUUGCUACAAGAAUGUGUAAGAGAGAAAGGGAAAUUAAAGACCCCCAUCAAGUGAAAUUCAUGCGUUAUGAGAGUAUCAGUCUUGGUCCACGUACUAUUCCUGUUUUAAGUAGACCAAAUGAGGGAAAAAUUGAAGUGUCAUCAUCAGCAACCUUUCAUCUUGAAGAUGAUAGUAGAGCUGUUCAACUUAAAGAAAAUGGAAAAAUGUUAGAAGUUGGUCAGCAAAUGGUGUACUGUGUAUCUUGAUUCUUGAGAAAGUUAAAAGGGAAUUGUAUUCACAAUAAAUUAAACUGAGAUUUGUUAAGGA